CAGAUCUUCACCAGGUCCUUUUGUGUUGACGAAUUUACGCAGUAGCUGUUUCGAGCCGCGUGGCCUUUUGAACUCCAUGUAGGGAGAGAAUGUCUACAUUCUAUCUGACCGUUUGGUGUUGGCAGAAGCACCAAGGGCGAGGAACGAACCGGCAUGCACGAGAGCCUCUAUCUCGAAGCAUGUUCAAGCUACAUUCUCUGGUCUUGAUAUGCUUUGUCUUUGGUCUUUGCUUCAACGCUGUCUCUGCUAGCUCUGAGCAAGCAUCACUACGCAAAGGCUCGUUGAUACUCACCUUCGAUGACAUCGACACACCAGACGGUUUUGGAAAUAUCUCCGCGCCAUAUAAUGGCCUCCUCUUUGAUGGCUUCUAUGCGAUCGACCCAUCUGAUGCAAGCCUGAAGGGUAUCAUCUACGAAAAAGACGUAAAUUGCGCCGUGUCCAAGCCGAACGCCCUAUAUGGCACGAGAGAUAACUUCAGAUUGAACACGGGAGUUGAAAAGAGACCAUCCAUUCGAGACAAGAACGACGACAGCACAUUCAUACUGCAUGCAUUGAAAAUAAAGCCACUUGAUAUGCCGCUCGGCCUCGUCACGAUCAGCCUCCAAGGCUUCCGCUCAGGUACUACUCUGAACUGGGAUGUGGAUUUCCCGGCCGGCUUCCACGAUGUACUCGACGUUCGACUGGAAGAGUUCAGUGGACAAGUUUGGGAUGGACUGGAAAGGCUAGAGAUAUGGGCCGAUUUUCAUUACAACGACCUGUCCAUGGACUGGGAGUUUUGCGUCGACAAUAUAGAAGUGGAACUGGCCGGCCAUUGAACUUGCUUUUGCCAUCCUGAACUCC
Molecule: messenger RNA, 840 nt
Organism: Exophiala xenobiotica
Lineage: Eukaryota; Fungi; Ascomycota; Eurotiomycetes; Chaetothyriales; Herpotrichiellaceae
Exons: 3
Coding region: 90-815 (241 amino acids)
Source: RefSeq, a predicted model, not a curated record